Molecule: messenger RNA, 2826 nt
Organism: Myxocyprinus asiaticus (Chinese sucker)
Lineage: Eukaryota; Metazoa; Chordata; Actinopteri; Cypriniformes; Catostomidae
Product: regulator of G-protein signaling 18
Exons: 6
Coding region: 262-1269 (335 amino acids)
Source: RefSeq, a predicted model, not a curated record
CGCUUUUGUCAUUCAAGAGUAAAAACGGAGGACAAGAAAGACGGCCACACGAAGACACCGUACAGUUGAUUCACUUCGGGUUGAGUCGAAUUGCUCCGAAUAUCUCCGAGUGUAAACUGACUGCACUUUACAGACCUGCAAGUGUUCGGGUUUAAGACCUGUUUAAGGACCUGUCAUGAAGAGACAUCCGAAGGAAUUAUAAUAAGCCGUCAGGCAUUGUCUCUAUCUUUCUUUUCUUUCUUUCUCUUAAAAUUCAGCAUAAUGCUGCGUAAGUUCAGUUCAGAGGGUGCAUUGUUGGAUCUGGACUUCUCGCCAUGGAGCCAGGAGAACGGAGAUGUGACCCCAGGCACCUCGGAUGAUGAGAUGGAUGGAUCCCCAGCAUCCUAUCCUUGCACCCCAGAUGCAAAGUCAGGGGGUGCAGGCCAAAGCGGGAAGUCACAACUUAACAGAGAUCACAGCAGUAGUGUGGAAAAUGUUGAUGGCAUGGAGAAGAACUCUGCUUUCUUGAAAGUUACGAAUCUGAAUGACAGCUUUAAAGCUUACAGUGAAAGUCAGCUUGCCCAGAAUGCCACUGGCAGCUCUGAGAGUAUGGGAAAGUGUGACAGCUCACCCCACUCCUCACCAUCCACACUAAAAUCUGGUCAUUUUUCCAUUUCUCCAAGACCUCAUUCUCACCGGCUACAAGCUCGGGCCAAAUUAACAGCUGCUAAAUUGCACCUAAAAAGUUUGUUUGGACAGGGUUCACCACAGUCCUCGCAUUCAAAUCUAACCAGUGCAGAGCACAGAGAGACUGUAAGCAGUGCUAAAGAGAGGCGUUCUCGAAUGCCUGUCCUGAGGCAGUGGAGUCAGGUGGGCCAUAGCAAAGCUCAACUCAGCAGGAAAGAGAUGGAAAGAUGGGCCAAGUCCCUCGAUGCUUUGCUGGACAACAGAGUGGGAGUUACAGUCUUUGAAGCAUUCCUGCGAUCCGAGUUCAGCGAGGAAAACCUGCAGUUCUACACAGCCUGUGAGCAGUACAGACAAUCGUCCAAUAAAUUCAGCCUGCAGAGGCGUGCAAAAGCAAUAACUGAGAUGUACAUCCAGGCUGGUGCUCCCAGAGAGGUAAAUCUGGACAGUAAGACAAAAGAGCUGACCCUAGAGCUCCUAAAAGCCCCAUCUCACACCUCUCUGUCCAACGCCCAAAAGCGCAUCUAUUGCCUCCUGGAAAUGGACUGUUAUCCCCGUUUUCUCCAGUCUGAGGUAUAUCUCACACUACUGAGGGAUUCAUACUAGGACAAGACCGGAUGGAGUGUCAAAUAAGAACAAGGUCAUCCUAACAAAACUGAACUGGAUGCCUGGAUAGUUGGAGACAGAAAACUUUAUAUGAAUGAAGUCACCUUAACUACUGAAGUACAUUUUGGUUUAAUAUUCUAUAGAAAUAAAUGAAGAAAAAGGGAACGGAUUUUGGAGGGAUGAUGUGACUGUCUUGUACUUGUACACAUAACGGUUUAAAGGGUCAUGCAAUAGGGAGGAAGGUGCUAACUGUUGUAAGUUACAUUGUGUAGGUUCAUUUUGAGGUUGUCUUAGUUUCAAGACAAAGGCCAUCAUGGACCGAUAAGCAGGGACUAAAUUUUAUGUUGACAGACAACAAAGGGAAAAAAACAUCGGGCAAGAAUGAGCUGUUCACUGAAAGGGCCGAAACACUCUUUAGGGUUAAGCCAGUAUCAAAAAUGUUUACCUAACUUCCGUUUUGUAUCCAUAGAACAGAUUAAAGGUAAAAAUCUAACUGCUGCAUUCAAGGAAAGUUACAAAUAUUUUAACAUUAAUUCUAAAAAAAUCUCUUACCAAGAUAUAACCUAUUCAAAAUAUACAGCCAUGUUAUUCAUAUCUUGAUGGACAAUGCACAUUAGUUUAAGUGAAUGAUAAAACUUCCUCUUUGUUUUCACAGAUGGACAGUUUAUUGGUUUUGUCAGUGGGAUUGAAACUUAAAAGAUAUUUUAACCGCUGUGCAUUAGCUUUGUGAUGUCACUUUAGUUUAGGAUUACUGAUUGCACACUUAUUGUAACUGUAUCAUGGAUUUAAAGCUUAACUAAGAGUGUUUAUUGCAAUGGAAUGAAAAUGAUAUGACCAUGGACUCUGAAAUCAAAAUGGUCUCACUGAAUUUGUGGCAUAUUUUUUGGUUGUACUAAAAAUAGUUAAAAAAUUCUCCACAAGUUCUAUUAAAGUGACACUCCAGAAAAUUGCUUUAGUAGAUGGUGGAACAUGUAACACAUGUUGACAGGUUGUUGAAGGGUAGAAAUACUGUUUUGAGCAAGCUCACUGGAAUAGCUAGUUUCCUGCACUAAUACCUUUUCAGAUUGAAGAGAGAUGUUGUGCUGUACAUGUUGUACUCCCUUAGAUGAUUUUUUUAAUGGAUGUUGAUGUCAGAGUGAAUCUCACGAAACCUGUCAAGAACAUCUCCGGAUCAUAUUUCACCUCAAAAUCAAAAGAAAAUAUUAGAUAUUUGGUAUUAUAAAAAAAUUGGGGAAAAAUGUGUUACUCUUAUUACUGUAAUGUGGAAAAACUAUAACAUUUGUAUGUAUUUAUACAUCAUGGAAGUAUUUUUUGUACUGCCUUUAAGGCUGAUUUAAAUAAAAAUAAAAAAACAGUAUAACAUGUAAUAUCAUUUUUUAUUUUUUAUUCUUGAAUUUGAAAAUCACCAUUGAGAAUGAGAAUUAUAAAAAAUAAACAUUGAAAAUAAAACGUCUUGACUAAAUAUGCUGUGAUAAUUUGGGGGAGAAAUGUGCUUAAUUGUUUAAAAAUAAUGCAGAAAAUGACCCUAAAUGCAGACUUCAAUUUCAUUAUCUAAAA